This is a messenger RNA of Rhodotorula graminis WP1, 1839 nucleotides long. RefSeq lists its product as uncharacterized. NCBI's taxonomy places the organism in Eukaryota, Fungi, Basidiomycota, Microbotryomycetes, Sporidiobolales, Sporidiobolaceae. Gene Ontology annotation, biological process: regulatory ncRNA-mediated gene silencing. Bases 1 to 1839 code for a protein of 612 amino acids. Gene Ontology annotation, cellular component: ARC complex. The record is from RefSeq and is a predicted model, not a curated record. The transcript is spliced from 5 exons.
AUGCCACCCAAGCGCCACCCCUACGGCCGCAAGAAGGAGCCCAAGCCGCCCGGCCCCGUCGUCUUUGGCCCACCGCUCCCUCCGCCGCCCGACCCCCCGUCCGUCUCGGCGACCGACCCACAAGCAGCCGACCAGCCUGGCGCCCAGGACACGAAGCCGCGCCACAGGAGGAAGAAGCUCCCGCGCAAAAAGAUCGGCAAGGACACCAAGGGCGGGUGGGACGACGACCUCGACGAGCGCGAGCCUCACCCGGACGACGAGGGCCGCUACGACCAGGACGUCCCGUACGACCUGCGCCUCCUUCGCUGCUGCGACGAGUUCCGCUCGCUCCGCUCUCUCGGCCACCCCGACCGCCGCGUCGUCUACCAGGCCGUCCUGCGCUUCUUCCAGAUCAACGUCCCCGUCCUGCGCGCCAAGUACGGCUCGCAGCCGCUGCGAGGCUACGACCCCGAGCCCGACGACGUCGACUCGGACGACGGCGACGACAAUGACGGCGGCGACGGCGGCGAGAACGAGCUGCUCGAGACCAAGAUCGAGGAGAUCGUCGAGCGGUCCGAGGACGAGUGGGCCAAGGUUGUGUUCGCGCUCCCGAGGCUCGCCAAGUUCUUCGACAACCGGUACAACGACGCGUACACGCCGACGCUCUCGCUCGCGCCGCCGGUCAUCAAGAGCUUCUUCCGCUUCCUCGCGGCGCGCGACGUCAUUCCGGGUCACAACGCCGGCAUCGAGGCGUGCGUCGAUGUGUGCAACGUCGCGGCAAAGCAGCUUCACCCGGUCCAGCGUCUCUUCAAGGAGGUCAUCAACGCGUCGCAGCUCGGUCCCGCCGUCAAGCGCCUCUUCCCGUCGCCCGACUCGACCUUGUCUUCGCCCAUCGUCGUCGUCCCCGACUUUGUCGCUCGGCCCGCCGACGUCCUCCCAGACGUCUUCAGCAACGUCAGCCUCGCCGCACCCGACUCGGACUCGGACGACGAUGCCGACGAGGCUCAGCCGCGCUCGUCCGCCACCGCUGCCGCCGUUCCCGAGCGCAGCUGGCCGGACGCACACCGUGCGCCCGCCGACGCGCCGCCGACCGACCCGGAGGACGCGACGCGUCAGCGUCUCGAGCGCAUUCGCGCCCAGUUUGAGCGCGAGGCCGAGGCGCAGCGGGCGUGGGAGGACGCCGAGCGCGCGCACCGCCCGAGGAGCUCGACGGCCGUGCUCAAGGCGGUCGUCGACACGGCGCAGCUCGCCGUCGGCGAGGGAGCGAGCAGUGAGAGCGAGCCGGAGCAGGAGGGGACGUGGCGGGUCGGGCACAAGGAGCGCUGCGCGCGCGAGCUGCGCGGGUGGGAGCUCGUCGCGCCGGCGGCGGCGAGCGACGGACGCCGCCUCGUGCGCCUGCACCUCGGCCCGCACGAGCGCAAUUUCCCGCUCGACGCGUCGCACGAAUUUCCGCCGCUCGCGACGCGCGAGGCCGUCGCUGCGCUCGGCGGCGGGCAGGACGCCGCCACCCUCGAGCGCGACUCGAGCGACUCGCCGCUGUCGCUCGUCGUCGACCUCGGCGAGUCGUUCAACGUGUCGCACCUCGACGCGCUCGUCUCGCCGCCCGCCGUCCUCGAGUGCGACCUCGCGCAGCUCGUCUUCGUCCCUUUCCACUCGUCGCCCUCGUCCUCGUCGCCGCGCGUCGCCGAGCUGUGGACCCUCGCCGCCCUGCACCGCCUCCUCCCCGCCUACUGGCGCCACGGCGGCGAGCUCCUGCGCGGCGACCCGGGGAGGCCCCUGUCGUUCCCGGGCGAGGGAUACGAGGUUGCCUCGGAGGAGGCGCACGAGGAGUUGGGCGCCGAGGCGAGCAGGGUCGGCUGA